AACAGAGAUACACCUCGAUCCUGUGCAAAGAUGUGGCUCAUUGCACCGUUUCUUGUCAUCGCGACAGCUCUUGGAAAUCCAGAAGAAAACAUUGGUAUAAAAAAUGCCAAACUGUUUGAAGGAGAUAUGAUUUUAAGCACAGCUCAGCGGUUAGCUGCCAUGAAAGGAUUAGAUGUAGAUAGAGCGAGGGGAAACGCAAGAGGCUCAGUCAUGAAUAUGCAGUGGCCAGGAGGGGUAAUGAUCUAUGAUAUUGCAACGAAGAUAGCGAGGGACGCUAAAAUGAUGUCCAUUCUCAACAAAGCCAUGAAGCAAUGGACCAGUAAGACCUGCAUACGAUUCCAAAAGCGCCAACGAGAGCAUGGGUACGCCUAUUUCCACGUAGGCCAAGGUUGUUCCUCUGAAGUGGGUUAUCAGAGGAGACUCCAAUACAUUUCACUUGGCAAUGGCUGUUGGAGCGUGGGAACAGCAGCACACGAGAUUGGGCACGCUCUAGGAUUUUACCACGAGCAAUCUCGUCCAGAUCGAGACAACUACGUAACCAUAUACAAACAAAAUAUAAUGCAAGGCAUGGCCUACAACUUCAAUAAGUACGGAAGAGAUACCAUUGACUCACUGGGUACACCGUAUGAUUACGCAAGUGUGAUGCAUUAUGACUCAUAUGCAUUCAGUGCCAAUAGAAGACCAACGAUCUUGCCCAAUAAGCAAGGGGUGACUAUUGGUCAACGUAACGGAAUAAGUAGCAUGGAUGCAAAGCAGAUGAACCUUCUGUACAAAUGCCAGGGUGCUAGCGGAAACGGCGGAAAUGGUGGAGCCGGCGAGACUGGCGGUGGAAACAGCGGUUGUCAGGAUGGUCACAAAAACUGUCGAUACUGGGCAUCAAUCGGAGAAUGCCAAAAGAACCCAAACUAUAUGCUAAAGACUUGCUGCAAGAGUUGCAAAGCUGUAACAGGGUGUGACGAUACGGACAAGAAUUGCGCUUACUGGGCAUCCAUCGGUGAGUGCAAGAAGAACGCUAAUUGGAUGUUGAGCCACUGCAAGAAAAGCUGCCGCAACUGCUGAAAAUGUAGCACUUAUAGUGACGUUUGAGCAGCUGAAGUAAA
This is a messenger RNA of Pocillopora verrucosa, 1100 nucleotides long. Its product is annotated as nematocyst expressed protein 6. The record is from RefSeq and is a predicted model, not a curated record. Gene Ontology annotation, molecular function: zinc ion binding; metalloendopeptidase activity. Gene Ontology annotation, biological process: proteolysis. NCBI's taxonomy places the organism in Eukaryota, Metazoa, Cnidaria, Anthozoa, Scleractinia, Pocilloporidae.